Messenger RNA from Rana temporaria (common frog), 1070 nucleotides. RefSeq names its product HYLS1 centriolar and ciliogenesis associated (gene HYLS1). NCBI's taxonomy places the organism in Eukaryota, Metazoa, Chordata, Amphibia, Anura, Ranidae. Gene Ontology annotation, biological process: cilium assembly. The coding region runs from base 16 to 996 and encodes 326 amino acids. Gene Ontology annotation, cellular component: non-motile cilium; centriole. The record is from RefSeq and is a predicted model, not a curated record. The transcript has a single exon.
GUAUUUGGUCUUGAAAUGACUUUAGACACCUCUGUUCUCUCUGCAGAGUCUCAUCUUCUGAAGAGGAUGUCCUCCAGAAACGUGCAGCGUGGCAUUAGACACUCUUCAGACUCAGACAGUUUCCCGCACAUUGGCUCGGGCGAUUACACGCACAGCUCUGUAGCUGAUUGUUCUCUGCUGAUGUCCGUCUCUGAGGAGGAUCUGCGCACAGAACUGUCUCUGCUGGGAUUCCCGGCCAUUCCCAGGCACAGACUCCUGCAGUUUAAGGAAGAUCUGGAGCAGCUGAUGAGGAGCCGGGAAGGGUCGGAGACACGCUCCGGGAACUCGGCACAGUCUGAGAAGGAGAAUAUACGAUCUUCAUCACUUGGACAAGUCUUCUCCGAUUGGGACAAGCUGUCUGCCUGGCCUACGAAUGCCUCGAGUUCCAGGCAGGGGCCCCUCAGCCAGGGUCAGCCGGAUUCCUAUAGCAGACACACCGUCAGUCUGGGGCAGGAAAGGAGAAGAGCCCCGGGCAUCACUCGCAAAGUCCUGCGCAGGAGAAGUAACGGGCAGGCCGAGGUGUGCGAUGAGUCCACCUUGUCUAGUGAGGUGGAGACCUGUGAGGAAGAAAGUCUCUCUGGAACAUCGCUGGAUGAGGAACGCAGAAUCCAGUCUAGGCGGUCACCUACCUUAUCGGCGGACUGUGUCAAAUCGUUCAUCCGUGUGCCGCCAUACUCCCUGCUGGAUCAGUACAGACAACACUCCGACCCGGUGAGCCGCUUCCAUGAAUAUAAGCAGAGCUGGUCCGCCGUACAGAGAGUACUGGAGCGCAGCCGGAAGGAGGUGCGCUGGGGCGUCCGUGAGAGGAUGAUGUCGGCUCCGCCCGCACCUCUUCCACGACCCCUCCCAGCACCAAACACCUACGUCAUCCCUACCGAUAAGAAGAGGUACGGCCUACGCUGGGCCAUCCGCCAAGACCUGGUGAACGGCAAUAUCCCACGUGGCGGUAACUCCUGAUACCGCGCAUGCUCAGAGACUUUCUUAUUGUGUGCUUUGUGUGUUUAUAAUAAAUUCUCUUUAUUUCACUUUUA